Argentina anserina (silverweed cinquefoil) is the source of this 884-nucleotide messenger RNA. Its product is annotated as superoxide dismutase [Cu-Zn], chloroplastic. The record is from RefSeq and is a predicted model, not a curated record. The coding region runs from base 42 to 680 and encodes 212 amino acids. NCBI's taxonomy places the organism in Eukaryota, Viridiplantae, Streptophyta, Magnoliopsida, Rosales, Rosaceae. The transcript has 8 exons. Gene Ontology annotation, biological process: superoxide metabolic process. Gene Ontology annotation, molecular function: copper ion binding.
CAUUAUCAUCUUCUCAUUUCCACUUCACCACCAACUCAGCCAUGGCCGCCCACUCUAUGAUGCUCUCCACCUCCUCCUCCCACACUCUCUUCGCCCAUAUCCAAACCCCACCAACUCUCCGCUCCUCCUUCCACGGCGUCUCCCUCAAGCUCCCAAUCAAAUCCGUGUCCCUCUCCGCCGCCGCAACCGCCCCUAGGCGCCUUGCCGUCGUCGCCGCCACUAAAAAAGCCGUCGCCGUCCUCAAGGGCACUUCCGCCGUCGAAGGCGUCGUCACCUUGACCCAAGAAGACGGCGGUCCGACAACUGUUAAUGUUCGUAUUACUGGACUCACUCCUGGGCCUCAUGGGUUCCACUUGCAUGAGUUUGGUGACACGACAAAUGGAUGCAUUUCCACAGGACCACAUUUCAAUCCUAAUAACUUGACUCAUGGAGCUCCUGAGGAUGAAGUCCGUCAUGCGGGUGACCUGGGAAACAUAAUUGCUAAUGCUGAUGGAGUGGCAGAGGCAACAAUCGUGGAUAGCCAGAUACCAUUAACUGGUCCUAAUGCUGUAAUUGGAAGAGCCUUGGUGGUUCAUGAACUGGAGGAUGACCUUGGAAAGGGUGGACACGAACUCAGUCUAAGCACUGGCAAUGCGGGUGGACGAUUGGCUUGUGGUGUGGUUGGUUUGACUCCAGUGUGAGAAUAAUGUUUCUUCAUCGAAAGCAGUUUGGCAUGUUGAAUUGGCUGCUUCUGUUGCAAAAAAAAUCUCAUAUAGAGCUUUGAUCUAUUGAGGGUGUAAUGUAAUAUAUACUAUGGACAUUGGUAGUUACGUUUAUGGAAUAAUUUUACCUCAAUAAAUUUCAGUUUCAUUGCAUUGCCAUUGAGGCAGGUGCAGUACACAAUA